This is a messenger RNA of Geodia barretti, 1197 nucleotides long. The record is from the annotation of a GenBank genome assembly. NCBI's taxonomy places the organism in Eukaryota, Metazoa, Porifera, Demospongiae, Tetractinellida, Geodiidae.
AUGGCUACUACCCGUCCGCGUCGUUUGGCGCGCCAGGUGUCCAUCGUCGGCGCCGGCUUGUCCCAAUUCGGAGCCUAUCCCGACAAGUCCAGCCGCGACCUGUUCGUAGAAGCGUUUCACGAUAUGCAGGACAACAUGGACCAGGGCAUUUCGGCCCAGGACAUCGAGGCCGGCUACAUCGGCAACUAUUCGGCUGACCUCUUCGAGCAUCAGGGCCACACGGCGCCGAUUAUAGCCGACUGGCUGGGAAUGACUCCCACGCCCAUUACGCGAAUUGAGAACGCCUGCGCCAGUAGCGGCAGCGCACUGCGCGAGGGUGUCAUGGCCAUUGCCAGCGGAAUGUACGAUGUGGUGAUGGUCGGUGGCGUUGAAAAGAUGACGUCGUUGCCCACCGAGGGCGUUACCGAUGUGCUGGCCUCUGCCGCCGAUGGUCUUUACGAGGUGCCGGCCGGAUUGACCUUCCCCGGUAUCUUUGGAGCCAUCGCCAAAGCGCAUAUGGAUCGCUAUGAAACCAACCUCAACCACCUGCUCAAGGUUGGCAUCAAGAACCAUGAAAACGGCAAGCUGAACCCCAAAGCCCAGUUCCAGCAGACGGACUUCCUCAACGAUGUCCGGGCCAACCCGUGGAUCGCCUGGCCGCUGCGUCUAUACGACUGCGCGCCGAUUACCGACGGAGCGUCUUGCGUGCUUCUGGUCGCCAGCGAAAUUGCCAACCAGUUCACCGACAAGCCGGUGCACAUGGCGGGUAUCGGUCAGGCGACCGGGCGACCGCUGCACGAUGCUGAUGAGCUUACCUCCCUGUCGGCAGCGAAAGUCGCGUCGGCGGAAGCUUACCAGAUGGCCGGCAUCGGCCCGGCCGACGUCGGCGUAGCCGAAGUGCACGACUGCUUUACCAUCGCUGAAAUUGUAGCCAGCGAGGACCUGGGCUUCUUUGCGCCGGGUGAGGGCCCUCACGCCGUUGACGAAGGCCGCACCGCGCGCACCGGCGACCGACCCAUCAACACCAGCGGCGGCCUGAAAGCCAAGGGACACCCGGUGGGGGCCAGUGGUGUUGCUCAGGUCAUCGAAGUCUACAAGCAGUUGCGUGGGGAGGCUGGUGAGCGCCAGCUGACCAACCCGAACCUGGAAUUUGGUUUGACCCAUAACGUGGGCGGCACCGGCGGCACCUGUGUCGUCAACGUCCUGCAGCGCGGCUAG